Molecule: messenger RNA, 2074 nt
Organism: Phyllostomus discolor (pale spear-nosed bat)
Lineage: Eukaryota; Metazoa; Chordata; Mammalia; Chiroptera; Phyllostomidae
Product: olfactory receptor 51A4-like
Exons: 1
Coding region: 8-943 (311 amino acids)
Biological process (GO): G protein-coupled receptor signaling pathway
Cellular component (GO): membrane
Molecular function (GO): olfactory receptor activity; G protein-coupled receptor activity
Source: RefSeq, a predicted model, not a curated record
CUGCAUCAUGUCUAUUAUCAACACAUCACAGGUUGAAGUCACCACCUUCUUUUUGGUUGGGAUGCCAGGGCUGGAAUAUGCACACAUCUGGAUCUCCAUCCCCAUCUGCAGCGUGUAUGUUGUUGCUCUUCUGGGAAACUGUACCAUCCUUUUUGUCAUCAAGACAGAGCCCUCCUUGCAUGAGCCCAUGUACUAUUUCCUGUCCAUGUUGGCCCUGUCUGACUUGGGUUUGUCCUUAUCCUCUCUGCCCACCAUGUUGAGGAUCUUCUUGUUCAAUGCUCCUGGAAUUUCUGCCAAUGCCUGCUUUGCCCAGGAAUUCUUCAUCCAUGGAUUCAUGCUACUGGAGUCCUCAGUGCUCCUGAUCAUGUCGUUUGACCAUUUUCUAGCCAUCCACAACCCCCUGAGAUAUAGCUCCAUUCUUACUACUGUCAGAGUUGCCAAAAUAGGAAUAGGAUUGUCCUUUAGAAGCAUCCUCCUGGUUCUUCCCUUCCCCUUCACUUUGAGAAGGUUGCAAUAUUGCCAGAAAAGCCAAUUAUCCCAUUCUUACUGUCUCCACCAAGAUGUUAUGAAGUUGGCCUGUUCUGACAACAAAAUUGAUGUCAUCUAUGGCUUUUUUGUAGCACUUUGUGGUAUGGUAGACUUUAUGUUUAUCUCUGUCUCUUACUUCCUGAUCCUCAAGACUGUGGUGGGAAUUGCAUCCCAGAAGGAGCAGCUGAGGGCCCUCAAUACUUGUGUUUCACACAUCUGUGCAGUUCUCAUCUUCUAUCUGCCCGUCAUCAAUCUUUCCAUUAUCCAUCGCUUUGCCAGGCAUGUGUCUCCUCUCUUCAAAGUUCUCAUGGCAAAUGUUCUCUUACUUGUGCCUCCAUUGAUGAACCCAAUUGUGUACUGUGUGAAAACUAGGCAGAUUAGAGUUAGAAUUGUGGCUAAGUUAUGUCAGAAGUAGGUACAACACUGAUGUAUAAUAAGACACAUAAUGACAGAUUUUCUUAGGGAAGAUUUCAACCUAGUUUCAAAGAACCUAAUAUUUGACAGAAAAGACUCAUUAAUAUAAUUUUUGUCAUUAUUAUCAAAUUGAUUUCAUUCACAAGUAAUACGGAGCAAGAUGUAGAUAGAAAUGGUAACAGGCAGUACAUACCUUGAGUUCUCUCCAUUAAGGGGUACAGGGAAAUGUCAGUUGUCACGAUAAAAAUAGAUGUUUCAUAAUGUUUCUAUGUUAAGAACAAAAAUGGUAAUGUAUAUCCUCCUUACAGAAGUAGCUUCCUCAUCCUUCACAUGAAUUCCAUCUAUAUGUAUUUCACCUUCUCACUAUCUUUAUUCAGCAACUCUAGUAUACAGAGUGAUGCAAAAACAGGUUUACAGUUGUGCAUAUGCAAAUCACACUUUAUCUUACAUUAUUAUUUAUUAGUUAUUGUAUUACUUUCCAUCCUGACUGUAAACCUACUUUUGCCCCACCUUUGUGUCAUCAGCACUUCUCUAGUUAAAUAUUGUAAUCACCUACAAGUUUCUACAUAUCUGCUCUUGCUACUUUCUAAUUAUGCCAGGCAAGAGUUGUGUCUUCAAAAUGAAAAUUAGAUAACAUGAUGUCUCUUGUAUAUAGGACUCUUUAUAUUUUAAGAAUAAAAUUAAAGCAAUGAACUACAUAGUACAAGAUUACACAUUGACUGGAUAUUCUCUACAUCAUCAACAAAAAUAAUUAUUAAAUUCCACCCCCUUUGACCUUUGUAUAUUUGGGGAAUUCAUAGAUCUCUUUGCUUCUUGUGAGUUUUCACAUCUGAUCCCUUGUCUUAUGACUUCUUUCAUACUCAUUUUUAUCCAUUGUUUUGUUAAGUUUUUAUUAUAUUUCACUGUGGAAUACAACCCUAAAUCCUCAGUUCUAAUUAUGACCCUCUCUUUAAAAAUUUAAUCUUUAUUAUGUUUUUUCCAUUACCAUUUAGUCUCUUUAUACUUCCCUCCCCCCAUUGAUUACUACACUGUUGCCCAUGUCCAUGAGUCCUUGUUCGUUUUUGCUCAACCACUCCACCCCUAUCCUCCCCCUCCCCAUGAGCUGUCAUCCUGUUCUCCAUGUAUGAGUCUG